Messenger RNA from Cylindrotheca closterium, 1008 nucleotides. NCBI's taxonomy places the organism in Eukaryota, Bacillariophyta, Bacillariophyceae, Bacillariales, Bacillariaceae. The record is from the annotation of a GenBank genome assembly.
AUGUUGGGAUCGCUGGCGAUUGUCGUCAGAUCUGCUUCGGCAUUCUCCACUAUUGCCAGGAACCCAAUUUGUCGUCGUGGUCGUCCGGCAUUUCCAGGACGACGACUCCAACAGGCAAUGAAACAACAAUCCAUUUACACCAACCAAAGGUCCUUUACUGGAAUUUUCAUGUCUUCUGAUGAUGAUGGCGAUUCCGAUUCCGAUUCCAAAACGGUAGAAAGCACCUGGAAUUUGGGUGGCCUCAAAAAGGAAGUUUCGCGACUCACGGUACGAUGUCACAAAAAGAUUGGCAAGGCCAAUACACGUCUCGAAAAGGCCAACGCCGAAGUCGAGCGAUUGACUGGUGAUCCAAACGUCAGCUUGGAAGAAUUGGACAAAUGUCCCAAUGUGGGAGAAAUGGAACAAGAUCUGGACAAUUUGCGGGAACGACUGACCCAACUCAAUCAAUUGGAAGUUUCCAUCCAAGAUAUCAAGGGAAAGAAGGUGGUACUGCCAGAACAUAUUGCUCAGUUGGCCAUUGACUUGGAUGUUCGGGACGAAGGUCCUGCUCCAAAAGCUAGGCCGCCCAAAAAGGAAAAGGGGCCCAGGGUUAUGAAUUCCUUUCGACUGCCCUACCGACGAUAUUACACCGACAAUAAAACUGAAAUUCGGGUUGGGAAGCAAGCAGAGGACAAUGACGAACUGUCGUGUUCACCAGAACACCGGGAGGGUGCCAAUUGGUGGAUGCAUGCUUCCGGUUGUCCAGGAUCUCACGUGGUCAUUCGGAUUACGGAUCAAAAUGUGGACGAAGAAGUCGUCAAGGAUGCUGCUGCUCUAGCCGCACGACAAUCCAAAUGCACUGGAAACACCAUCAAGGUCAGCAUGACGCGGGCUCGUGAUGUCAAGAAACCACCUGGUGCCAAGGCGGGGUUGGUCCAAUUGACUGGAUCUGUGCGAACCAUUGCCGUCAAUAUGAAGGAAGCUCAAGUUCGAUUGAAUCGUUUGGACAAGACUUGUUUGGUAAACUGA